Messenger RNA from Papaver somniferum (opium poppy), 1194 nucleotides. RefSeq names its product allene oxide synthase 2, chloroplastic-like. The record is from RefSeq and is a predicted model, not a curated record. The transcript has a single exon. Gene Ontology annotation, molecular function: oxidoreductase activity, acting on paired donors, with incorporation or reduction of molecular oxygen; heme binding; monooxygenase activity. Gene Ontology annotation, biological process: sterol metabolic process. NCBI's taxonomy places the organism in Eukaryota, Viridiplantae, Streptophyta, Magnoliopsida, Ranunculales, Papaveraceae. The coding region runs from base 272 to 1192 and encodes 306 amino acids.
UUUCGAUCACUCAAAAGUCGACAAGAAAGACGUUCUUAUAGGUAAUUAUGUGCCCUCAACUUCUUUCACUGGUGGGUAUAAAGUCAGUGCUUAUUUGGAUCCUUCAGAUGAAAAACAUGGAAAACUUAAAAAUCUUUAUCUUGACCUAUUUGCAUCUAUACACCAUAAAACCAUUCAGGUAUCUCAAACAUGUUUCGCUGCUCUUUUUGAUAACCUCGAGUCAGAUGUAGCCGUAAAAGGCGAAGCUAAUUUCAAUACUUACAGUGAUGACAUGGCUUUCGAUUUACUUCUUCGUGUUUUCUUCGAUAUCGACCCUACAAAUCUUGGUAACAAAGGUCCGGCAAUGAUGAGAAAAUGGUUGACUAUACAAUUUCAUUCGAUAUUGACUCUGGGGUUACCCAAGUGGUUGAGCUGGGUUGAAGAUACUCUCUUCCAUAGCUUUCCAUGUCCCUCAUUUCUUGUGAAAUCUGAUUAUCAAAAGAUUUAUGAUGUUGUUUACGCUUCAUCUACACCGGUUUUUGAUGAAGCCAAGAAGCUUGGUUUAUCAAAAGAGGAAACUUGUCAUAAUCUUGUUUUUAUGUCUGGUGCCAAUGCUUACGCUGGUUUGAGACCCCUUUUUCGUGUUGUGAUGAAAUGGUUGUAUCUAGGAGGGGAGAAAUUACAUAAAGAUCUUGCUAACGAAAUUAGAGCAGUUGUUAAAUCUGAAGGCGGAAUUGUAACUCUGGCAGCACUUGAGAAAAUGCCACUUACCAAAUCAGUGGUAUUUGAAAUUCUUAGGAUGGAACCGUCUGCCCCGCAUCAGUACGCGAGAGCCAAGGAAGAUAUGGUAAUAAGCAGUCACGAUGCCAGUUAUCAGGUCAAGAAAGGUGAGGUUCUAUUUGGAUAUCUACCUUUGGCUAUUCGGGAUCCUAAGGUAUUUGAGAAUCCAAAUGAGUUUAUAGGGACUAGAUUUAUGGGUGAAGAAGGUGAAAAAAUGCUCAAGUAUGGUUAUUGGUUUAACGAUCGUCAGACAGUUGAUCCCAUCCCCGACAAUAAACAAUGCGCAGGGAAGAACAUCGCCCUAUUGUUAGCCAGACUUGCGGUGGUAGAGUUUUUCCUACGGUAUGACACAUUCACGGCAGAGAUCGGGAAGAAUUAUACUGGAUCUGCUGUCACUGUUAAGACAUUGAUUAAAGCAACUAGUAGUAAUUGAUU